Messenger RNA from Geosmithia morbida, 954 nucleotides. RefSeq names its product surfeit locus 1 family protein. Gene Ontology annotation, biological process: mitochondrial respiratory chain complex IV assembly. The transcript is spliced from 4 exons. The record is from RefSeq and is a predicted model, not a curated record. Gene Ontology annotation, cellular component: membrane; mitochondrion. Lineage: Eukaryota; Fungi; Ascomycota; Sordariomycetes; Hypocreales; Bionectriaceae. The annotation marks the transcript as partial.
AUGAUGAACGCGACAUCACAGUCUACACUGCUGCGCAGUCUACAGACGGCCACCCGAGCUAGGCCGGCGCUCCGUAGCCUAGCCCGACCGUGUCCUCGCCGACCGUUCUCGUCGACCCGACCUCGGGCGUCAUCCGAGAGACAUCCGGUCGACAGUCCGGAAUUCGUGUCCGUGGCCGACGCAGCUCCCAAGCUCGUACGAGCCGGUCGUCGACAUGGAAUAGGCCUACUCUUCCUAGGCGUCAUCCCGGUCACGGCCUUCUUCCUGGGAACAUGGCAGGUGAAGAGGUUGGGAUGGAAGACGGAGCUGAUUGCCAAGUUCGAGGACCGCCUCGUCCGCGAGCCGCUACCCCUCCCGCCCCGGGUCGACCCGGACGCCAUCCACGACUUUGACUUCCGCCGCGUCAUCGCCACCGGGACCUUUCGACACGAUCAGGAGAUGCUCAUCGGCCCUCGCAUGCGCGACGGACACGACGGGUACAUGGUCGUCACGCCGCUCGAGCGUUCGGGCGGUGCGUCCACCAUCCUCGUCAACAGGGGCUGGAUCAGCAAGGAGCACCGCGACAAGCGCACCAGACCAGACGGCCUGCAGACCGGCGAGGUCACGGUCGAGGGCCUCCUGCGCGAGCCCUGGAAGAAGAACAUGUUUACACCCGAGAAUAGGCCCGAGAAGGGCGAGUUUUAUUUCCCCGACGUCAAGCAGAUGGCUGAGCUGACCGGGAGUCAACCCGUCUGGGUCGAGGCUACCAAUGAACCCGAAUUCAUGCAAAUGGUCGACUAUGAGAGGCGCGGCAUCCCAUUCGGCAGGGCAGCCGAGGUCAACCUGCGUAACAACCACGCCCAGUACAUUUUCACCUGGUACGGGCUUGCAUUCGCAACAUCCAUCAUGCUGUACAUGGUGGCCAAGAAGCCUUCAUCAGAGGUAGCUCGUCGCGCCAGCCGGGCCUACCGCAAC